AUAUCAUGUCCUAAAUUUCAGCGUGACAUCUCUAGUUUGACUGUUGCUUAAUGCAAACUGGCUAAACCAGUCAAUCAGGUGGUCCAAGCACCUGAUGCAGAUGCAUUCUUCCUUCGUCUGCGGUGUGUGGAUAAAUACGAGUGUGAAGCUCAUGGGCAAAUUACUUUAGGUGUAUGAUGGUUUGGUGUAAAUCAAACUGAAGGUCAUGCUUAGUCUUACUUAUUCUUGCUGUGUUUACUCAUCUGGGCAGUUACUAGAAUAAUUAUCACAAAAAAGACUGACAUAAAGCUAAUGUUAUGUUUGCAUAACUGAUAUUAUCAAGAUCUCUUUGAUAUUUGGUAUUUUUUCUCUCUGUACAAGUUAGAAUGACAUUUGACCCACACUCUUAUCUUGUCUUGCCUUGCCUUAUCUUGGUGAUCUGUCAGAGAAGGUUGUGCUUGCAAACACCGCUGUUCUCUCACACACACACACACGCACAUUUUACUGGGCUGUAGCUUCAGGGAGGGAGAGAACUGCACCCAAACGGCUUCUGUGCAUCGAGUUUUACAGUGCUUCAUUCAGGGCAGGUUGAGAAUGAAAACACUUGUGCUGGCGUACGAAAGCAGAGACAGAGACAGCAGGUAGGCUUAUACAGCACACUCAACAGAGUGAGCGAGAGAGGAACGAGACUAGGACAUACACGAGGCAAGCACCAGCUGAGUGUGUGAAAGAGUUAGAGAAAGAGAGAGGGAGAGACUCCUAGGACUCCUAGGACUUGGCUGACCUCACCAACACAUGGCCGGCCGCCCCUCUCUGACCGAGGAGGACUUCUCCUGCCCUGUGUGCUGCGACGUGUUCCGGGACCCGGUGCUGCUGGCCUGCUCGCACAGCAUCUGCCGGCCGUGCGUGCUGCGCUUCUGGGGCCAGCGGCGGGAGCGCGAGUGCCCGGUGUGCCGCUGCGUCUCGGCCAACCCGGAGCCGCCAUCCAACAUCGUGCUGCGGGGCAUGUGCGAGGCCAUCCUGGAGGAGAAGCACCAGCGGGUGGAACAUGCCUUCACCUCCGCCGGCGUCUGCGGCACGCACGGCGCCCCGCUCACGCACUUCUACGAGGACGAGAAGAGGCCCGCGUGCGUCAAGUGCCGAGUCUCCAAGAAGCACAGCGGACACAGAUUUAGGCCCGUCGAGGAGGCUGCCACGGAACACAAGAAAGAACUUAGGAUUAAACUGAAGCCCCUUCAAGACAAACUUAAAAGUUUUGAAGAAUUCAAGCAAAACUUCGAACAAACGGCUGAGUAUAUAAAGAACCAGGCGGAACAAACAGAACAUCUCAUCAAGGAGGAGUUUAAGAAGCUUCACCAGUUCCUACGAGAAGAAGAGGCCUUUCGAUUGGCUGCGCUCAAGGAGGAGGAUGAACAGAACAGCCAGAUGAUGAAGAAGAAAAUAGAUGAACUUGACAGUGAGAUUGCGUCUCUUCUGGACAAAAUCCAAGCCCUCGAGGAAGAGCUUGGGGCUGAAGACCUUUCAUUCCUGCAGAAUUACAAAGCCAUGGUUGAAAGAAUACAGUACUCACCACAGGACCCUGAGCCUGUGUCAGGAGAGUUAUUGAUCAACGUGGCAAAACACCUGGGCAAUCUGAUGUUUGAAGUGUCACAGAAGCUGCAAACCAUGGUGCCAUACAAUCCAGUGGCUCUUGACCCUAACACUGCCCAUGCAGACCUCAUUGUCUCUGCGGAUCUGACCAGCAUGACCUUCAGCGAAGAGAGACAGCUGCUUCCCUGCAACCCUGAGCGAUUCAGCGGCUACACCAGCGUCCUUGGCUCCCUGGGUUUCACCUCUGGGAUGCACGGCUGGGACGUGGAGGUUGGGGACAGCACCGCCUGGGCUGUGGGCGUCAUCGCCGAGUCUGUGUACAGGAAAAAGAACACAAACAAGUUUGGUUUGUGGUAUGUUGGGUUUUACAACGGCAAGUACGGCAAAGGGUACUCUCCCGAGAUCCUCACCCUCCUAAGAGUGAGUCAGAAGAUCCAGAAGAUCAGGGUGCAGCUGGACUGUGACAAGGGCAAAGUGACCUUCACUGAUGCUGGACGCAAUACCUGCCUGUAUGUUUUCAAGCACAACUUCACUGAGACAGUCUACCCGUACUUCUACAGCCACUGCAAGCUGCACCCGCUACGAAUUGUGCCUGUGAGGUCUUUCGUUACAGUGGAGCAAUUUAGCAGUUAGAGGAGGCCCUCUGUUCGAUGCUUGGAGCUUUGACACUGUUUGACACUAGCAGUACACCCACCCCCAAAAACUACUUUUACCCUACUUUUAACCUAAUAUACAGUAUUUAAUAAAUAUAUUAAUAGCUUGAUGAUCUUUUAUGAGUGGGCCAUCCAUGAAAAGGUCAUGGCUCCCCAUGGUCUCCACCACAAUAUCAAGAAUCUGAUUGUGUACAUACAGUACCCACAGCUUCUGUAAAUUAUGUGUACAAGGAUACAAGGAUACAAGGAAGUUUAUUGUCACAUGCAUAUAGUUACUGGAAGUAAGAAAUGCAGUGAAAU
Alosa sapidissima (American shad) is the source of this 2522-nucleotide messenger RNA. Its product is annotated as E3 ubiquitin-protein ligase TRIM35-like. The coding region runs from base 775 to 2202 and encodes 475 amino acids. The record is from RefSeq and is a predicted model, not a curated record. Gene Ontology annotation, molecular function: zinc ion binding; protein binding. The transcript is spliced from 6 exons. NCBI's taxonomy places the organism in Eukaryota, Metazoa, Chordata, Actinopteri, Clupeiformes, Clupeidae.